Messenger RNA from Ilex paraguariensis (yerba mate), 648 nucleotides. The record is from the annotation of a GenBank genome assembly. Lineage: Eukaryota; Viridiplantae; Streptophyta; Magnoliopsida; Aquifoliales; Aquifoliaceae.
AUGGAUUCCUCUGUAUUUCUCUCCAUGAAUUCCGAUUUCUCGUCGGAUUCUUCCUCCGGAUCGGCCGAUUCUCUCUCUUGGGACGGCCUGAACCUCCACAAUUCCCUUCCUUUCAAUGAAAAUGACUCAGAAGAGAUGCUUCUCUAUGGUGUUCUAUCACAGGCUGCACAAGAAACAUUCCAAACAGUUUCCUCUGGUGAUAUUAUUUCCAAAUCAUCAGAAGAAAAACCCAAGAAAGAGAAGUCCUAUAGAGGGGUGAGAAAGAGACCAUGGGGAAAAUUUGCGGCAGAAAUAAGAGAUUCUACAAGGAAUGGCAUAAGGGUGUGGUUAGGCACAUUUGACACUGCAGAAUCUGCUGCUUUAGCCUAUGAUCAAGCUGCUUUUUCGAUGCGCGGUUCGGGUGCUGUUUUGAAUUUCCCAGUUGAAAGAGUUCUUGAAUCUCUUCAUGGCAUGAAGGGUAUUGUUGGUGAUGGUUGUUCCCCAGUGUUGGCUCUGAAGAAGAGACACUCCAUGAGGAGGAGAAAUUUGGGGAGAAAAAGUAGAGGGAGGGAAUUGAUCAAGAGAGAGAAUGUGGUGGAGUUUGAGGACUUGGGUGCUGAUUAUUUGGAACAGCUUCUGAGUUCAACUGAGAGUGUUAGAUUUUGGUGA